UGCUUAAAGACGUGCUUAACACGGGACAGUGAGUUUACACAGUGAUAUUCAUCUGUAGUUCUGCUAACUGUUAAGUACUUGUGUCCUUGGAAUCACAUUCCAGUCACUGGUUCCUGUGAAUAUGAAAUGACUGAAUCAAGCUGGGGGGGUCAAAACGCUUCUUAUGUUGGAAGUCUUGUAAACUUUUGUUAGCUUAGAAGAACAAAACUUCCAGAGUUCUUGAGAGAUGGCUUUGGAGACAUUUGGAAAUUGUUUGAGUUGCCUGCUGGUACCUCUUGCACUUUGGAGUAUUGUUGUGAACAUCCUCCUCUAUUUUCCAAAUGGGAAAGCUCUGCAUGCUGCCAGUUACCAGCUCCCCAACCAUGAGUGGUAUUUUGAAGGGAUCUGUUUCUCAGGUGUGAUGAUCCUUCUUUUGGCAGCAAUUCUAAUAACGCUGGAGUGUAGCGUGUUCUAUCAGUGCUGCCAGAGUGAGAGCUGUAACAAAACCUACAGGAGUUUUAUUUCCAUGGUGCUAGCCCUGCUUGGAAUUGCUUUCUCGGGAUACAGUUGCAUCGUUUUUACCCUACAUUUGAUUCAAGGCCCUUUCUGCAAUUCAUCAAACGGAUGGAAUUAUAUUUUCAAAGACACUGCUGGGGGGUAUCUCACAGAUUACCCUGCCUGGUCUAAGUGCACAGAACCUGCUAACAUAGUGGAGUGGAACAUCAUUUUGCUCUCGAUUUUAAUAGCUCUCAGUGGAUUGCAGUUGAUCAUCUUCAUUCUCAAAAUAGCCGCUGAGUUGAAACGAACACUCUGUGGGACCUAUUCUGUUUUUGUGCAGGCUGGGAUUCUCUGAAAAUGGCAAGGAAAUAGUUGUUGCCUCUCCCCGACCCGAAGAAAAAGAGAAGUGGCCUCUCCAUAAUCCAUAGCAGUAGAUUCGAGUGCUACAAAGAAAAAAAGCCUUGUCUUGAGUCUGUCUGUCAAACUUCUCCAUUUUGGAUGAAGUAUAUUUGAACUAUCUGACAACUACAUUUUUCUUCAACUGUCUUGUUCCACCUGGCAGAGACACUUCAUUUUUUUACCCUCCAACUUGUUGUGACAAUAGGGAUGUUUGAAUACAAUGGAACUGCUUUUGUAUUGAAAUAACUUUUUUUUUUUUUUUUUUUUUUUUUUAAAUAAACUGCUGUAGAACUGC
Molecule: messenger RNA, 1171 nt
Organism: Hirundo rustica (Barn swallow)
Lineage: Eukaryota; Metazoa; Chordata; Aves; Passeriformes; Hirundinidae
Gene: TM4SF18
Product: transmembrane 4 L six family member 18
Exons: 5
Coding region: 227-832 (201 amino acids)
Cellular component (GO): membrane
Source: RefSeq, a predicted model, not a curated record